AUGCCACAAGCGGCAAGAUGGGUGGGAUCGCCCUCCAUCAAGGGAAAGUCCGAGUCGAUGCGGAUGGCGCUGUUGACGUUCAGCUUGUUGGGGUUACAAUUCACAUGGGGCAUUGAGAUGACCUACUGCACGCCGUACCUUCUACAGCUCGGUCUCACGAAAUCACGAAUCUCGCUUGUGUGGAUUGCUGGCCCUCUAUCUGGAUUGAUCAUCCAGCCUCUGAUUGGUGUUAUAGCGGACCGUUCACGAUCGAAAUGGGGGAGACGCCGGCCCUUUAUGAUUGGUGGUUCGGUACUCGUCGCCCUGUGUCUGAUAGUUCUGGGAUGGACGACGGAGAUUGUUAGUCUAUUCGUGAAAGAUGCGGAAAGGGCCAAAAGCGUCACCGUAGCUGUUGCUGUGUUGAGUAUCUAUGCGGUUGACUUUGCGAUCAAUAUCGUCCAGGCUUGUUGCCGCAGCUUGAUCGUGGACACGUUGCCCAUUCCCUUGCAGCAAGCGGGUUCCGCAUGGGCAACGCGGAUGUCGGCUAUUGGGCAGCUCAUCGGUUAUGCGAUAGGCUCAAUUGAUACGGUUAGCAUAUUCGGUGGCGCCAUCGGUGAUACGCAAUUUAAACAGAUGACAGUCAUUGCUGCACUCUCUCUCCUCGGGGCCGUUUCCGUUACGUCGUACGCAGUGAAGGAGAGAGUCUUGAUUACCGCCAGGGGUUCCGACGAAAAAGGAGGGACAUUGCAAGUCAUUUUUCAGCUUCUCAAGACCACGAUGGACCUCCCUCCUCGCAUCCAAGCAAUCUGCUGGGCGCAAUUUUGGGCUUGGAUUGGCUGGUUUCCCUUCCUCUUCUAUAGUACAACUUGGGUUGGUGAGACGUAUUUUCGGUAUGAGGUCCCCAAAGACACACCACAAUCCAAGGACUUUCUUGGCGAGAUCGGUCGGGUCGGUAGUUUGUCCUUGGUUGUCUUUUCGUCCGUCACGUUCAUCAGUUCUGUACUGCUGCCCUUUUGUGUGCAGCCUCCCGACAGCAAGAGGCCCGGAUUCACGCCACGACCGCCUCCUGGCAUUGCCGCACUUCUCAAGAAGAUCACUGCGAUUCGACCGGACCUGCAAACGACGUGGCUGAUAUCCCACGUGAUGUUCGCUGCAACCAUGAUCUUCGCUCCUCUGGCACAGUCCCGCGCGUUUGCGACUUUUCUUGUGGCAAUCUGCGGCAUUCCGUGGGCUGUCACCAGCUGGGCGCCUUUUGCAUUCAUGGGAGUGGAAAUCAAUAAGCUGGCCAUGGGCCCCGCAGCGGCUGCGCGCACAUCCGGCGUGACGAUGAUCACAUCCUCUAGCUUUCGCACAGGCAACUAUGACGCGGAUACGGAAAUGGAUGUCUUGCGACUGAAUCAUCAUGACACGGACAGCGACAGCGACCUUGAGGACAAUGCCGCCGAUAUCCCGUCCACUGGCGAGCUCGCUGGUAUCUACCUCGGCGUGCUGAAUGUAUAUACCACCUUACCGCAAUUCGUCGGUACCUUCAUCAGCUGGAUCGUUUUCAGUCUCUUUGAGCCUGGUAGCACGAAGCGGGACGAGUCGGCGCAGGAUUCGCGAUGGAUCAACCAGGACAAGGAUGCACCCAAUGCCAUCUCGAUCUGUCUGUUUGUAGGUGCCAUCUGUGCGCUCGUGGCGGUCGAAGCGACUCGACGACUGCGAUAUGCUCGCUAG
Molecule: messenger RNA, 1695 nt
Organism: Aspergillus clavatus NRRL 1
Lineage: Eukaryota; Fungi; Ascomycota; Eurotiomycetes; Eurotiales; Aspergillaceae
Product: putative sucrose transporter
Exons: 8
Coding region: 1-1695 (564 amino acids)
Cellular component (GO): membrane
Molecular function (GO): sucrose:proton symporter activity
Source: RefSeq, a predicted model, not a curated record